GGGCGGAUUCACCUACAAGUACAAUAAUCGACUCAAUAAUAUUUGGGUAUCAUAACACUUCUAAACUAGAGAACGUAAAUUAUACGAAUAAUACCACUUCUAAACCGGUAAAUUUAUGACACAUGCGAAAAACAUGUUGUCUAUAUAGAAAUUGUACAUAAAAUAUUAUAAUAUUUUUAUUUUUCAAUCAAUCGUUUCGAGAAUUUGACAUUCCUAUUCGCUGGACUCGUUCGUUUUGUAACACUAGCAGCUGAGAAAUUUCCAACUGUUUAUAAACAAAACGCGCUGCACAAAUAGAACGGUGCAUAUAAUCAAACUGAAUGGAAUUCAUUAUACCGAUUAUUAUUAAUUUGUAUUAAAAUGAACAGUAAACGACCGCCUAGUAUUUUUUUUCAAAAUCAACCGCCUUAUACUCACUUCAAUAAACCAUUUGAAGACACUACCGACGCGCUUUUCUGUCAUUUGAACGAUGUGCAUCCAGUUUUCAUGAAUCCUGAACACCAAGCAAGUGAUUAUAAAUACGAAAUUCUGUUGGAUCCACGUAAUGGAAAAGCGGUGGAUAACAUUAUAUAUGACAACUCAGGAGGCGUAAAAGAAAGGGUUGGAUUUUUUCAAAUUUUACUGCCUUCCCAUAUGACGAAAAAGGAUCAUAUCGUAGGAUUACGCGUAUUAGAAGCAUGGCAAGAAUACAAAGAAGUAAACGAAGAGGAUGUGGUUCGUUGGCGAAAACUAGACAAGGCAAGAAUGAGAGACAAAACUCGAUUUGAUCAAUAUGUUAUGGAGUUCUUCCGCACACAAAAGAAAUCGAUUUUCGCGCCAUGUAAACGUUUGGUCAAUCUUUACAAACAAUUAUAUACCGCAAAAUUAAAACAAUUAUUAGAGGAAUAUCCAAAUAAUUUGGCAUUAAACACAUGUGCCGGUCUGCCACAUCCACAAAGUUUUAACGGUAGUCAGAAUAAGUAUUUGCACAUAGAAGAUGUUCGUUUAGUUACACGUCGCGGUUGGGUACCAGUGCUAGGAAACUAUGUUAAUAAAUUCCAACGAUUAAAUUCGUGGAUAGAAAACUACAUGGAUUAUUAUAUUAGUAACAUGAAAUCUGUAUCCAAACACGAUAAUACAUGGCAAGAAAGUAUAAUAUCUGAAAAACCAGCGCACCAGAUUUAUAUACCAUUGGAAUCGCUAUUAUUUCUAUUGACAGCAGGCAGUGGCGCUGACUUGCCCACCGAAGUGCCUCUGGACAUUGCGGAUAACAGUGAAGGAAAUUUUAAAAUUAUAAAGUUUAAAGAACCGUUUCCACCCCGCGUUUGUGGUUGGUUUGCGCACAAACAAGUAGUGGAAAACGCAUUUGAAGCUUUGUUGAGUAGAAAUAACGAUACGCAGUGGUUGCAUGUGGAACAUUAUGAUGCCGAAUUGCGAAAAAAUAAAGAAGCACCCGAAAUUAGAGCUGUCAAUCAUUCGGACACGGAUUUUCGUGUAUACAAAAUUGAUGAGUAUUUAGAAAAAUUCACGAAUACAAAAGCUGAAGACUGUAUCAAAACUAAUUAUGCUGUUAUUGAAUGGGAUCUCAAUGGAAAGAUAGAUGAACAGAACACAACACAAUUGCAAUUUUUUACAAAAUUAAAAUGUUCACCAUCAAAUGAUGAAUAUGGCGUACAAUUAUUAAGCAGUCACCCACUCAAAUUAGAAUAUAAACCACAAUUCGGUGCCGAAGAAAUGACUAAGUAUGAAUUAAUACAAGAAUGGUUGCGAAUAAAGUUGUUUGGCCAGUGUAGAGGAUUUUCCAAUUACGCUAUAUGUCUUCGUAUUGCAGCGAAUGACUUCAGCAUGGAGUUGGAGCAUAAAAUAUUGUUAACAGGCAUCGAGAAACAACUCGCUGAAUUGCAUCAAAUAAAUAUGCCCAAAUUGCUAACAGGACUAGCAGAUACUUUAAAUUUAUUGGCGAAAAUGCCAACAGGAAAAUAUUUCUUGCGUUUCAAUUCAAAAUUUUCCAACACACUCUUGCUGUCAGCUCCAUCUAAAGAAAUCACUUCGAGCACAGUUUUCUUACAUUCCCUUAUUCAGGAGGAACCCUCCGAUUUAGUUUUUAUGACAGAAGUUCAGCACUUGCCAAUAAAUGACUCAUUGUGUAGUGCUCUACAUAAACACUACAAAAUUAUACCUUGUGCAUUGAGACCACGACUUCCGCAUCAAACACAACCCAAAAAAAUUAGCAAAGUACUCAGUGACGAGGAGUAUAUACAACGGCGUAUUAAGGCUAAAUUGGAAUCAGAGAAGAAAAGGAAUGAACAACGUUUGCAAUUAGUUAAAGCUCUUCGAAAUAAAGUCAAAGCGAAAAAGGCUUUGCAACGGCGAAAACGUAGAGAUGGCGGGAAAGCUAAUGAAGAAGCUCUGGAAAAAUUUAUAAAUGAAUUUUGAUUAUAUUAGACAUUUUAUUUGCAAAAUAAGAUUGGUUUCUAUUAAAAAA
Messenger RNA from Bactrocera oleae (olive fruit fly), 2464 nucleotides. It is a transcript of the gene Ice2, whose product is annotated as Interacts with the C terminus of ELL 2. Gene Ontology annotation, cellular component: transcription elongation factor complex. Gene Ontology annotation, biological process: snRNA transcription by RNA polymerase III; positive regulation of transcription by RNA polymerase III; snRNA transcription by RNA polymerase II. Lineage: Eukaryota; Metazoa; Arthropoda; Insecta; Diptera; Tephritidae. The record is from RefSeq and is a predicted model, not a curated record.